This is a messenger RNA of Brassica rapa (field mustard), 545 nucleotides long. RefSeq lists its product as uncharacterized. The record is from RefSeq and is a predicted model, not a curated record. Lineage: Eukaryota; Viridiplantae; Streptophyta; Magnoliopsida; Brassicales; Brassicaceae.
UUUUCUUUUUAAUUUUCACAAAGUCCACAUCACAUUUUCAUCUCUCAUCAGCGAUUCAACUUCCGGCGAAAUCCCCAAUUCUUGAGGCAAGAGCCCUAAUCUCAAUAUGGUUUGCAUAAUGUGUUUGGUGCCGCUGUUCCUCGUCCCGCUCAUCAAUCUACUCCCCCGGAUCAUCGAUUUCUUAAUGGCCAAAGUGUAUGGAUGGCUCGGAUGGGAGUACAGGAAGCCAGCGAGAGUUCCUCCAGCUUGUCCUUUCAAGCCGAACGACAACAACUCCACCAAAGUGACUGCUGAAGCUGGGAGUGAAGGUAGAGAAGAAACAAUAGCUAAACCAGUCCUUGCGGGGGAGAGUGGCGGGGUUAAGCAGGAUUGAAGGCUUGAAUCCUCCUUUUCAAAUAACAAGCUUUUGAUAUUAUGUGGAUAAGAGAAGAGCCUUGUGAAUGAAAUUUUCACAAAUCAUGCUUCUUUUCUUCAAUGGUUAUUAUUAUCACACAGAAUGUAGAGAAUAUAUAUUAUAAUUUGAAAAGAUUUGUUUAUCACCAGUA